This is a messenger RNA of Racocetra fulgida, 400 nucleotides long. NCBI's taxonomy places the organism in Eukaryota, Fungi, Glomeromycota, Glomeromycetes, Diversisporales, Gigasporaceae. The record is from the annotation of a GenBank genome assembly.
AUGUCAGGCAACUUAUCUCUUCCACAUAAAAUAACUAUAUCAAAAGAUGAGUUACCUGAUUCAUGCAUUUUCAUUACCAACUUCGAUUCGGAGAAUAUUGAUAAGAAUCAAGUUAUUCAGAGUAAAAUAAUAAGCAGUUCAAAAACUAGUUUUGAUUUGGAGAUUUCAAUGUAUGGCGCAAAGAGUAAACAAAGAAAUGAAUUGAAUAAUGUUACAAUAAGAUGGUGCAUUAUUGACAUUAAUCAAAUGUGUGAUCUUAAAACCGAUAUCGGAAAUGAGACUUUUAGUUUGAAAUUUCUUGAAAAUGUUGAUAAAUUUGAAAAUAUUGCAUAUGCAAAUGAAGCUGAAAAGGAACAUGAAGCAUUAUCUGAUGAUAAAAUUGUGAUACUUAAUAUUGUGA